This is a messenger RNA of Thalassophryne amazonica, 1181 nucleotides long. RefSeq names its product cardiac phospholamban-like. The transcript is spliced from 2 exons. Gene Ontology annotation, molecular function: ATPase inhibitor activity. The record is from RefSeq and is a predicted model, not a curated record. The coding region runs from base 330 to 491 and encodes 53 amino acids. Gene Ontology annotation, biological process: negative regulation of calcium ion import into sarcoplasmic reticulum; negative regulation of ATPase-coupled calcium transmembrane transporter activity; negative regulation of heart rate. Gene Ontology annotation, cellular component: membrane; sarcoplasmic reticulum. NCBI's taxonomy places the organism in Eukaryota, Metazoa, Chordata, Actinopteri, Batrachoidiformes, Batrachoididae.
AGCUUUGGACAGCAUUACAUAUCUGACAUUUCUGUCUCACACACACCAACAACUCUGCUCUCAUCUGAAAGAGAAGACGAGAAGAAGGGGAGUGAAGAGAUCAUUCAGUUGACUCCACAACAAGCUGCCAAAGUCCAUUUUUUCAUCUCAAAGAACAAAGUCAAGCUGUAAUUUAAUUGACAUUUGAUUUGCAUCCUGGUUCUUUGUGACUGAACUCAUUCCUCCUCGCUGGAUCCUGUUCGGUCCAGUCAGGCUCCUCUCCAUUCCAGCAAGCCAAACUAUCUCUUGUCAUAUCCAGCCAAUCCCAGUGUGACCACUCUGCCGUCUCCAUGGAGCGUGUUCAACAUAUGACCAAGUCCGCCAUCCGCCGGGCAUCUCAGAUCGAAGUCACUCCACAAGCUAAGAGGAACCUGCAGGAGCUCUUCGUCAACUUCACGCUCAUUCUCAUCUGUCUGUUGCUCAUAUACAUCAUCGUCCUGCUGAGCAGCUGAAUGAGCAGGCCUCACCCAUGGCUAUUUGAGAUUGGGCAUUUUGGGCAAAUGAGUGCACAUACAGUGACUAGUGACGUGACCACAUGUCAAGUCAAUCAGCAUCAUCAAAGUUUGACUUAUUGUACAUCAUAAAUGCAAAAGCUUUGCAGCACUGGAAUGUACACCGUUGCCAAGGUCCAAAAUGCCUUAUUUCCAAAUGCUUCAAAAUCUGUUACAUUUGAAGAAUCCACUCAAAAAUUACAUUUUUUUGAGGACAGGCUCAGGUUUUUUUUAACUGGGUUUCAUGAAAAUUGUUUAAUCAGUAAAAUACUUCUCUGAACUUACAAAAAAUGUGACACAUUAUGUGUGUCCAUCACAAAAUCAUGUUCUUAUGAAGUCAGGGUCAAACAUUUCAGCAAAAUGACUGAAACUUCAUUUGUUGUCAACAAUACAAUGAAUAAAUGUGGGCAAAAACAUCUUUGCUUGGGGAGGAUGCAAAACUUAACAUGAUAAAGAAAUCUUUGGAAGUAAGGCUAAGCUAUAAAAUAUAAUAACGUACGAUCUGGUCCUUGGUUCUGGGAAGAAUUGAGUAUAUUUUGAUGGUGAUUGGCAUCUGCCUUAAAAUUUCCUCUUCUCUCACUAACACACUUCUCACACUUUCUUUAUUUGAGUAUGCCUAAUGAAAUCACAAAUAUUUGCAGAUAUCCUACU